GACUCUCGGCGAGUAUGAUUCCCCCAGGUCUCGUGAAUUCGAUUAAAAAUUGCAACCGAUUGAUUUAAAAAAUUAAAAAUGGGACUCAGUGAUCGAUGGGCGCUGGCAGUGUUGGUGACAAUGACCAUUCAAGCAGGUGACCCAGUUCUUGGCUAUUAUGUGUAUUUAAAUAUCACGAUUUUUCCCCUGUGCAUUGUCAAUCAAGGAAGGGCUAUCGACUGCUUCAAGUGCGUUUCACUUGGGGGUGACAACAAAGCCUGCGACGAUCCGUUUCACAACAAUGGAACUCUCGAGUUCUUAGAGUCUCCCUGUCUAGGGGGACGCAAAGGUCGGGAUGGUCUCUUUCCAGCGACUGCUUGCAUAAAACUUGAUGGAAUUUAUGAUGAAACUGGUGUAUCCCUCACCAUACGCAAUUGUGCAUUAGAUAGUGGAACUCUAACAACAGAUUCGGAACUUGUCAGAUCGUCGCAUUGCGGUGGAUUUUAUUACGACGGAAAAUAUGUGAGAGGCUGCGUGCAGUCGUGCAGUGAUUCCGAUGCUUGCAACGGCGGCACCACAACCAAAAGAAAUAUAAUCAUCGAUUUAAUGCUGAUUCUAACUACUCUUAGAUUGAUUUUCCGUUACACGAUUAAUUUUGUCACCUAAUUAAGUGAAUUUCAUUCUUUAAGAUUCAAUAAUCGUACUGCCGCCAUCGAGAUCUUCUCAAUCCACCUCUUGUUCAUUUUGUAUACAUAAACACGUGUCUUUAUUAAUUUUAUGAUAAUUAGUUAAUGAAAUAUUGAAUUCUAUUGAAAUAAAAUUGAGAAACAAAAUC
Molecule: messenger RNA, 814 nt
Organism: Diachasmimorpha longicaudata
Lineage: Eukaryota; Metazoa; Arthropoda; Insecta; Hymenoptera; Braconidae
Exons: 4
Coding region: 79-645 (188 amino acids)
Source: RefSeq, a predicted model, not a curated record